Messenger RNA from Ricinus communis (castor bean), 432 nucleotides. RefSeq lists its product as uncharacterized. The coding region runs from base 1 to 432 and encodes 143 amino acids. The record is from RefSeq and is a predicted model, not a curated record. NCBI's taxonomy places the organism in Eukaryota, Viridiplantae, Streptophyta, Magnoliopsida, Malpighiales, Euphorbiaceae. The transcript has 2 exons.
AUGCCCAAAAAGUCUACUAUUCGGGAUGAAGUAUGGAAGAAUUACUUUAAGUCUCAUCCCAUCCAUAGAAGCUAUCGCACAAACAUUUUUACAGACUAUGAAGAUUUAAGAAUCGCAAUUGGAAAUGAAACUACAAUUGGAAAAAAUACAAUCAGAUUAGAGGAAGCUACUGAUGCAAGAACACUUGAGGAAGAGGAAAAUAGAGGUUCUGCUUUAGAUGAGUUGAUUUAUGAUACUAAUAUUUGGACAUUCAUACAUAAUAAUGUGCAAGAUUUCUUGUAUCAAUCUUCAUCUUAUGGAUACUCCAUUUUACUGCUACCCUCUGAUACCAUUAAUCUAGAUGUUCCUCAAGGACGCAAAAAACGUAAUAGAAGUGAGUUUGAAGAAAAAACUACUUCUUCUGAGUCUAAUCAUAAUCAACAUAUAUUAUAA